AUGAACGAUAAGCGUCAAAUGAAUGAACUACAUACAAACAAAGCUAAAAGAAUGAUCGAUCUCUUACCAUCACGUGUAGUACGUGCAUUCGGUUCCGAAGGUACUUACACAGAUGCAGUAUCAAGUGUAAAUAAAUUCAAUUCCCGCCUGCUACGUGAAAGACGUAUUCGUUUACGUUUGCCAUUUGUCGACUCACAAACUCAUAUUAUUCAAAUGCCGACACAAAAUUAUCUAUGGAAAAGUUCAACGCAACGUUUGAUACCUGCUCGUCAUGAUCAAAUAGCAUCAUACGCGAGAAAACAGUGGCAUAAGAAAAGAGCACAUCCACCAGCAAUAAGCACUACCAAUGGCAUUAACGAACAACAAUCAACAGCAUCAUCAACAAAAAACGAGCAAGUAAACGGAGUCAACACAAGUGCAGGAGAAGAUGAUCCACGUACAGCGGUACGAGCUGGUAGCCUUGGAAUGUCGGAUUCAGAUCUUCAUGUUAUAUCCACUGUUGAGAAUUCUGCCGCGGGAAAUGGUCGAUUCACAGGUGGAUCUAGUGAUGAAUCAUCUCAAUCUUCGGCACCGCCUAUGACUGUUCUUGUUCAACCUUCACAACCGCAUUGGCCUCAGCAUCCUACAACUCAUAACCAUCAUCACCUUCAUUCGAACAAUUAUAUUCUCGAUGGUGACGACGAUGCCGAUGAUUUCGAUUACGAUGAUUACGGUGGAAGUGGACCAACAACACCUGGUGGUCCAACGUCUCCUGGUUCUUCAUCAACUUUGCGUUCUAAACGUGGCAGUUCUACUAAGCGAUUAUCAAAUUCGAGCUCACGGAAGACCGCUGGCAGCAAUGCUCCCGGAAGUGGAAUACCUGGAAGUGGAACUCCGACCGGAAAUCGACGACAACAAUAUACACUAGCUGAAUUACCGUUCGUUUGUGAAUUUUGUCCAGCGCGAUAUAAAACAAAACCUGGACUUCAAUAUCAUCUUGCUAAACAUAAAGAGACCAAUACAGACUAUAGACCGUCAACCACAACACCUUCGACCGCUGAUAGUUGUGGAUCAUCAUCACCAUCAUCGACCAAUGCGUCAGCAGCGCUUAUGAAACAAAAAUACAUGAAUCCAUCUAUGGAUCAUCAUCCACAGCAACAACAACAUCCACAAACGCACCCAAUGUACUCAAAUCAGCCUUCAGCAGGUGGACCUGGCCCACAUAAUCCUCCAGGUGGUCAUAUGCCAGGACCUCCAUAUCCAAUGAAUCAUCAUGCUCCACAACAAGCACCAUAUGGAAUGCCUCCUCAAGCAUAUCAUCAAUCCAUGCCUCCAUCAGUAUCGAUGCCAUUAACAGUUGCUGCUCUCUCGGGUUCAUCGCCUGCUACUGGUAAUCCUUAUUAUUCUCAACAACAACAACAACAACCACCACCACCACAUCCAAUGGUGCAUCAGCAACAUAUGAUGAUGAUGCAGCAACAGCAGCAGCAGCAACAACAACAACAACAACACCAGCAGUUUCAGCAACAGCAGCAACAACAACAAUCGAAGCCACCAAUGUCGAAUGUUGAUACAUCAUUAGGUAUUACGACAGGUGUUCAAUGUGAUUUUUGUACUGGCGACGAGCAUGAAAAUAAAACAACAAAACUCCCCGAACAAAUGAUUACUUGCAAGGAUUGUGGUGGUUGCGCACAUCCAACGUGUCUCAAAUUUACUCCUAAUAUGGUUCGACAAGUGAAAACUUAUCCAUGGCAAUGUAUGGAAUGUAAAACAUGUACAGAAUGUGGUAAUUCUGAGAAUGAUUCCGAACUUUUGUUUUGCGAUGAUUGUGAUCGUGGUUAUCAUAUGUAUUGUUGUUCUCCACCUCUAUCAAAAGCACCUGAAGGUGACUGGCGUUGUAAAUUAUGUUGUGCUCAAUUUGGCGAACUUCAAUCUUGA
Messenger RNA from Adineta ricciae, 1917 nucleotides. The record is from the annotation of a GenBank genome assembly. Lineage: Eukaryota; Metazoa; Rotifera; Eurotatoria; Adinetida; Adinetidae.